AAAUCUCUAGACAUUUUCAAAUAAAACCUGAUGAGUAUAUUAUAUUAUAAGUAUUAUAAGGUAGGUAUGUAUAAUUACUAUAAAAAAUGUAGAUUAUGAUUAUUCGAAAAAAAUGUUGCUUGAAAGUUUCAAUUCUUCUAUUCUUAUAAAUAUCAUAUAACCACACUGAGAGUUAGCAACAUCAAGUCUAUAUUAUGUACAGAAAAAGUAGACGAAAGAUUUCCAUACAUAAGUUAUUGGACUUGAUCCAUUUCACAAUUUUACUAUUUUAUGAGAAAAGUCUUCCGAGAAUGCGUGCGAAAUAAUGUACAAGCAUAUAGGCUGAGCUCCUCCCUAAAACUUUUUAUAGAGGUCGAUGUCCAAAAACUUGAAUAAAUAAAUGCCCCUAGUAUAAGUAUUUAUAAUAUAUCCCAAGAAAUAUGUUGAUAGAAAUAUUCUUCAAGCCUAAUAGUUUUGCAAAACUGUGUAGAAAUUCAACUUUUUACAAUCAAGCAUAACAUUUUUUUGAACGUCGCAAAUGUAAAGUAAUAAUUUUUCUAAAAUUAAAGUUAAAAAAUGGACAUUCCAAUUUUUCACUGGACCUUGGUAUACGCGCUAAAUAUUCUUGGUUUUUGGCCCAACAAUCCCAAUCCUAUACCACAAAUUCUUUUAUGUGCAACACUUGUAAUAAUUUGUCCAUUUCAACUGCAAGACAUUUAUAGAACAUUUGACAAUGUACCAUUAUUGAUGGAUGUGUUUCGAGAUUUCUCAACAUUUUUGUUAUUAAUUAUCAAAUUCUUAAUUAUGUGCUACAAUAAGCGGUAAGAAGACAUCGUCCUGUUUGGAUUUUAUUCUAUAUGAAUUUAAAUUAGAGUUUAAAAGUUAAAAUUAUAAUAAGAAAAUAAGCAUAUUCCAGGAAUUAAUUUAUUCAAUAUAUAUAUGUAUAGCUAUGUGAUCUUAUUGAUUGAAGAAAUAUCUGAAGAUUGGAGAAGAUUGAAAGUUUCUAAAGACCAGGAAAUCAUGGAUAAAUACGUUAAAUAUGCAAAUAUUUUUUGUACUUUUGAUUGUAUUCUUUAUUUUUUAGCUGCAUUAUUUUAUUAUCCAGAAACUUUAAUUUCCUAUUUAAGUAAACCAGUUGAGGCAAGAAAAUUAGUGUUAGAUGUAACAUAUCCUUUCAACUGUCGUCCUUCACCAUUUUUUGAAAUUGUAACAAUUAUUCAAACAGUUUUAAUUUUCUUAAUGAUUUCUGCUGAUGCUUUGUCAGAAAUUUUAUUAGGGACAUUAGUAAGUAUAUGCCCAACAAAUGUUUUUCAUAUUGGGGGAUUAAUUGAGAUUUUAAUGAGAGAUAUUACCGGAAUUUCUGUUGCAUGUUCAUCAACAAAUAAGCAAGAUUUGUCAAGUUUAAUAAAAAAUAUUGUAAAUGAACAUGAAAGAUUAAUAAACAUGCUAAACAAACUUGAAACUGUUUACACAUAUGUUUGUUUAAUACAAUUUUUUUCCAGUACAAUGGUUAUAUGUUUUACAGGAUUUAUAAUAUUGAAUUCAAAUGGAACAAAUGACACAAUCCUGAUGUUAAAAUUUAUUAUGUUUAUAAUUUUAAUGCUAUGGCAAGCAUUUGCCUUUUGUUUUGCUGGCGAAUUUUUAAUAACAAAGAGUGCAGAUAUUUCUCAAAGAAUUUAUAGUUGUUCGUGGUACGAAUUAAAGCCAAAAGAUAUUAAAUUAUUAUUAAUAGUAAUGAGAAGAACACAACAACCAUUACAAUUAACUGUUGGAAAAUUUGCUGCAUUAUCCAUUGGAAGUUUUACGAAUGUAAGAAAUAUACUUUUUUAGGUGCUGAAAUAUUUCGUACUACUUAUGGCGGUAGUGUAUAUAGUGACACUUAAUAUUGUUUAGCUAACAUCGAAUAGUUCAAGUUUAAUAAUAAUCUGUUUUUUAUAAUUAUGAGAACUAUAUCUAUAUACAUUUUUUGUUUUGGUCAAAUAAAAACAUUUUUCAGGUAACCAAAUUUUUUCGUAUAGAACGCAAAAUUUAUUAAAAUAAAUGAGUUUCUUAUACCGUUGGAUUCGUAAAAAAAUAAGAAUUUUCCUAUGCUAAUUAAAAUUAUUAAUCUUAAUUAAUUUUCGAGUUAAUUAGGAGUUAAUUUUACUAAAAAGCAUCCCAGGUGCGAAUUUUGGUCGGCCGCCAGAGUUGGCAGGUCGGGCCCAGGUCGGCCCAUCUAUGGCUGCCAAUAGGUCGGCAGCCAAAGUCGGGCCGACUUUGGUUACUGUUUCCACCCAAGGUUGGGCCGACUAUGGGUGCCAGAGUUUAGAGAACCUAAUUUUAGUUGGUCGGGCCGACUCUGGCCUGAG
Molecule: messenger RNA, 2327 nt
Organism: Leptopilina heterotoma
Lineage: Eukaryota; Metazoa; Arthropoda; Insecta; Hymenoptera; Figitidae
Product: odorant receptor 13a-like
Exons: 4
Coding region: 919-1809 (296 amino acids)
Biological process (GO): detection of chemical stimulus involved in sensory perception of smell; sensory perception of smell
Cellular component (GO): plasma membrane
Molecular function (GO): olfactory receptor activity; odorant binding
Source: RefSeq, a predicted model, not a curated record